This is a messenger RNA of Salvelinus sp. IW2-2015, 1374 nucleotides long. Its product is annotated as ly6/PLAUR domain-containing protein 6B-like. The record is from RefSeq and is a predicted model, not a curated record. NCBI's taxonomy places the organism in Eukaryota, Metazoa, Chordata, Actinopteri, Salmoniformes, Salmonidae. Gene Ontology annotation, molecular function: acetylcholine receptor regulator activity.
UGUCAGGAAAAACGGAGUUUAAAUGUAUUUGGCUAAGGUGUAUGUAAACUUCCGACUUCAACUGUAUAUAGCAGUUUUCUCAUCACAUGCAAUCGAUAGAUGUCCAUCACCAUAUGUAUCUGUCCUGUACCUAUUGGCUACCACAACYGUUAUUUUUGGUCAAACUUGUGCAGGUGAUGACUGCAUGGUGUGAAACUCAAUUAUCAGAUGUCAAUAUGUAUUUUUUUUUUUAAGAUGACACUGAACAAGUAUAUUGUUAGCAAASAAUAGCCCAAGGCUACUUAUUUACAUAGGUCUACAUAAUAAUAUUGGACCUAGACUGAACCCUUUGUUUCAGACAGAAUAAAACACUGAAUAUUAWUUUAAUCAAUAUGUAUUUUUUUUCUUGGGAAAUUGUGUAAUUUUCAUAUUCAAACAUGUGCGGGGGAGAUUUGARUCAUGACAUUAGCCCACGCAAGCUUCCACAUCCACUUAUCCUCGAGAGGCGGAAAAAACUUCACCUGCCCUUCAGCUCCGCCCUCCGGUUGGCUCUCCCGCCUCUUACCCGGUCCCACUGCGCCCGCCGCCCUGCCAACCACCGGGUAGAGUCAACAUGGUUCAUCCACGGAAGCUGUAGGCGACGAUAAAGACACCUCUCCAUUUUCAACUGAAUCCAGAACAGACACUGCCAAAAAAGACUGAAGACUGAGAGAAACACUCUGACUGAAGAUURUAUCAGGAUAUCUCAGGUUACUGCUAGAGGGACUGUGAAGAUGUCAUUCACCACCGCUGUCCAUCUCCUGGCACUGGUGGUAAUAUGUGACCGGGUUAAAUCUCAUCGCAUCAACUUCAACAAUGUCAAACCUCCUGUGGAAGCCACUCCAUUCCCUAAGAGCUUCAAGUGCUUCACCUGUGAGAGAGCUGCAGACAACUACACCUGCAACCGCUGGGCUGAGGACAAGUGGUGUCCACCGAAUAGCCAGUUCUGUAUGACAGUGCACCAUUUCACCAGUCACGGCAAGACCAAGUUUGUAACCAAGAAGUGUGCUGCUCGURAGGAGUGUCAUACGUCUGGCUGUAGACAUCACAGGGACACAGGUCACACUGAGUGUGUGUCAUGCUGUGAGGGUAUGAUCUGCAACGUGGAGGUCCCUACCAACCACACCAAUGCUGUGUUUGCCAUGAGGCAGCAGGCCUACAGCUCAGCCCCAUCCCAGACUCCUGUUAGGACAACGUGGAGCUGCUGCUGGCUGACGUUACUGUCCACUCUAGGCCUGGGGCUGACCAGGCUGGUCCUACUGUGAAACUACUGUCACUCAAACCAGGUCCCUAUAGAGGGGACCAGACUGGACCAGAACAACAUGUCCCUCAGACCGGUUCCUAUAGAUGGGACCA